This is a messenger RNA of Vigna umbellata (rice bean), 746 nucleotides long. RefSeq lists its product as uncharacterized. Gene Ontology annotation, molecular function: protein binding. Lineage: Eukaryota; Viridiplantae; Streptophyta; Magnoliopsida; Fabales; Fabaceae. The record is from RefSeq and is a predicted model, not a curated record.
AUGUUAAACAGUAUACACGAUUCUGAUAAUCUGAAGUUGAAGCAGGAUGAGAACGAUCAAUUAUGUAAAUAUUGAUGAGGUGUUGUCGAAUAAAGUGAACCGUCUGACGGAGUUCACAUUGAAAGGGAAAUGGAAAGAGAUUGAGGAGAUGUACACACGGCAACUAUUGACGAUUACGUCGGCACUGCACCGUGGAUUUGGACGAAGAAGUUGUGGUUGAGAAGCUUGUGAAUGCCAUUAUGAGACACCAGCCGAGGGAGGCACUGGAAAUGAAGAAUGAUCGAGGGGAUACCGCUCUGCAUGUUGCUGCUUCCAGGGGUUUCAUAAAUAUAUGUCAGAUCAUCGUAGGAGAGAAUCGGGAGAGGAUUUACUUAGUGAAACUCAAGAACAAAGAUGGAGAGACUCCUCUCUUUCAAGCCGCUCUCAACUGGAAGAAACAGACCUUUGCUUAUCUUUCUAACCUUUACGGCCACAGCGCUCCCUUGCAAGAUCUUGUGCGAGACAACGGUGACAGUAUUCUUCACUGUGCUAUCAGGAGAGAGUACUUCGAUUUGGCUGUGAUAAUAGUGUAUUACUAUGAUUUUCUUAGCACACAUUUGAAUGAAGAGGGAUUCACACCUCUUAAAGUCCUUGCAACCAGGCCCUCGGCUUUCAGAAGUGCUACCAGACUUUCAUGGUGGAAGCAAAUCCUGUACCACUGUAAGUAUUAUUAUAUAUAUCUAUACACUGCAUUACAUAUGAAAUGA